UCACUUUUCCGCUCGACGUCGUCUUCUCAUAUUCAAUUCCAAAACUCGAAAAGCCCCACCAAACCCCGCCACUCUCCACUCACGAGACUCCCCAAACCAAAACCAACUCUCUCUCUCUCUCUCUCUCUCUCUCUCACCCCGCCAUUUCCAACAAUGCCGACCCUCCGCCUCCCCUUCCUCCUCCUCCUCGCCGCCGCCGCCGCCGCCGCCGCCGAGGCGAGCUACCUCGACUACGGGGACGCAUUGUCCAAGUGCAUCCUCUUCUUCGAGGGCCAGCGCUCCGGCUACCUCCCCCAGGACCAGCGCCUCCCCUGGCGCGGCAACUCCGGCCUCGGCGACGGCUGGACGUAUAACGCCGACCUCACUGGCGGCUACUACGACGCCGGCGACAACGUCAAGUUCGGCUUCCCGAUGGCCUUCACCACCACGCUGCUCGCCUGGAGCGUCGUCGAGUUCGGCGGCCUCAUGCCCCCGCCCGAGCUGCGGAACGCCCUGGUCGCCAUCCGCUGGGCCACGGACUACCUCCUCAAGACGGUGUCGCAGCCGAACCGCAUUUUCGUCCAGGUGGGUGAUCCAAACAUCGACCAUUAUUGCUGGGAGAGGCCGGAGGACAUGGACACGGCCAGGACGGUUUUUGCUGUCGAUGCACCGAACCCGGCGUCUGAUGUUGCCGGCGAGACUGCAGCGGCUCUCGCAGCGUCAUCCCUGGCGUUCCGGUCAUUGGACCCCGGGUACUCUGACACCCUCCUGAAGAAUGCCGUCAAGGCAUUUGAAUUUGCAGACAGCUACAGAGGAGCUUAUAGCGACAAUUCAGACGUUAGGGAUCAUGCUUGCCCGUUUUACUGUGAUUUCGAUGGAUACCAGGAUGAGUUGCUGUGGGGAGCGGCGUGGCUGAGGAGGGCGACACAAGACGAAUCUUAUCUGAAUUACAUCCAAAACAAUGGCAAAACACUUGGCGCCGAUGAGAACAUCAAUGAGUUCGGCUGGGACAACAAGCAUGCCGGCCUCAACGUCCUCGUUUCCAAGGAAUUCCUAGAAGGCAAUGUCUACUCGCUCCAGUCCUACAAAUCCUCAGCCGACUCCUUCAUGUGCACCCUCAUACCGGACUCCUCCUCCUCCACCCACAUCCAGUAUACUCCUGGCGGCCUCAUCUACAAGCCUGGCGGCAGCAACCUUCAGCAUGCCACUUCCAUUGCCUUCCUCCUCCUCGUCUAUGCCAACUACCUCUCCACCACCUCCCAGUCCAUGAACUGCGGCUCCGUCAGCAUUGACGCUGCCACCCUUCGCCAGCAGGCCAAGAGGCAGGCUGACUACAUCCUCGGGGAGAACCCCCAGGGCAUCUCCUACAUGGUUGGGUACAGCGCCUAUUACCCCCUCCGCAUCCACCACCGUGGCUCGUCGCUGCCGUCGAUCAAGGAUCAUCCCCAGUUCAUCGCUUGCAAGGAAGGGUCCAUUUACUUCAAUUCCUCGGAUCCGAACCCAAAUGUGCUUGUCGGAGCACUGGUUGGCGGGCCUGGGGAGGACGAUGAGUAUGAGGACAAUAGGGUAGAUUUCCGGAAGUCCGAGCCGACGACAUAUAUCAAUGCCCCAUUUGUUGGGGUCCUCGCCUACUUGAAUGCUAAUUCCAAUCCUAGCUGAUGGAUGGGACAAGCAGGAGAAGCUUAUGUGAAUACAAAAAAGGUGUAUUCGCAGAUCAUACUGAAUCACUGAAAAAGAAUAGACCUUGAAAGGUUGUCUCUCGUCUUAGGCGAAGCUUGCCGAGAGUGAAGAGGCUUCUUAGCUUUUCUUUUUGCGUGAUGUUCCGUCAGUAAAGUCGUUAGUUGUCGAAUCCAGGAGGAUUGUUGAAACACAAGAAGCAUAUCUCCUUGUGAUUUAAGUUGAAAGAGAUCAUUCUUUUCCUCGCACAACCUGAGAAAGUUCAAUGAAAUUUUCUUUUUCUUCCCA
Messenger RNA from Eucalyptus grandis, 1944 nucleotides. Its product is annotated as endoglucanase 24. Lineage: Eukaryota; Viridiplantae; Streptophyta; Magnoliopsida; Myrtales; Myrtaceae. The coding region runs from base 154 to 1638 and encodes 494 amino acids. Gene Ontology annotation, biological process: carbohydrate metabolic process. The transcript has 4 exons. The record is from RefSeq and is a predicted model, not a curated record. Gene Ontology annotation, molecular function: hydrolase activity, hydrolyzing O-glycosyl compounds.